Molecule: messenger RNA, 769 nt
Organism: Arabidopsis thaliana (thale cress)
Lineage: Eukaryota; Viridiplantae; Streptophyta; Magnoliopsida; Brassicales; Brassicaceae
Gene: IDL4
Product: inflorescence deficient in abscission (IDA)-like 4
Exons: 1
Coding region: 251-532 (93 amino acids)
Biological process (GO): floral organ abscission
Cellular component (GO): extracellular region
Source: RefSeq, marked reviewed
AAUAAAAUGAAUGUUCAGUUUCCCUUACCUUUAUAAAUUUUUUAUUGGCCAUUAUAAUUGUUCCAGCCAAAGUGAGACUUAUUCAAAAGGGGUUGCUUUCAAAAGCUCAUCUCUCUAUCUCUCUCUCUGAAUCUGCUGAUCUCAUCACUACUUACCAUCUUUUACUCCAUCAAAAAAUCCUCAACAACACUCCAAAACAAAAUCCCACUUCCUCAAAACUGAAACAAACAAAAAAUCCUCAACAAUAGAAAUGUAUCCUACACGUCCACAUUAUUGGAGAAGAAGAUUAUCAAUAAACCGGCCACAAGCUUUUCUUCUUUUGAUUCUCUGCCUCUUCUUCAUUCACCACUGCGACGCCUCGAGAUUCUCGUCAUCAAGCGUUUUCUACAGAAACCCUAAUUAUGAUCAUAGCAAUAACACGGUGCGGAGAGGCCAUUUCUUAGGAUUCUUGCCAAGACAUUUACCUGUUCCAGCUUCUGCUCCUUCACGAAAACACAACGACAUUGGUAUUCAAGCCUUGUUGUCUCCUUGAUCACUCUCUCUGUCUAGAUAUAUAGUACUAUAUUUAUAUCUAAUGCAUGCACUCAUACACAAAGAGUACAAGACCAUUCAUCGAUCUCCGAUGUUUGCUUUGACAUGAAAUUAGGGUUUCAGAUGUUUGACCCUAUAAUUGUUCCUUGAUCUUUUGAUUAUUUUUGGUUUGCAUGUAACCUAUUUUAGAUUAGAAGUGAGAGAUAUUGUGAUUAGGUUUGGGUUUUGUUAUUCUCAC